GAUGCUGAGGAGCAAUUCUAUCAGCUGUAUAAACAAUGACACCUUUGCUGGACUGAGCUCAGUGAGGCUUCUUUCUCUGUAUGACAAUCACAUCAGCACUAUCACCCCUGGAGCCUUCAGCACAUUAGUCUCUUUGUCUACAAUUAAUUUGCUGGCUAACUCCUUUAAUUGUAACUGCCAUUUGGCCUGGCUGGGAAAAUGGUUGAGGAAGAAGAGAAUUGUGAGUGGAAAUCCACGCUGCUUGAAACCCUUUUUCUUAAAGGAUAUUCCAAUCCAAGAUGUAGAUGUCCAGGACUUCACCUGCGAUGGUAACGAUGAAAGCAGCUGCUUGCUUUCACCUCCUUGUCCUUCCCAGUGUACCUGUGUGGACUCAGUGGUACGUUGCAGCAACAAAGGGCUGCGGAUAUUGCCCAAAGGAAUUCCCAAAGAUGUGACUGAGCUAUACCUGGAAGGAAACCAUCUGACUUCUGUGCCAAAGGGGCUCUCCACCUUCAGACACCUGACACUGAUUGAUUUGAGCAACAACAGCAUAAGCGUAUUGGCCAAUUACACCUUCAGCAACAUGACUCAGUUAUCAACGCUCAUCUUGAGUUACAAUAGACUUCGGUGCAUUCCAGUCCACGCGUUCAACGGGCUCAGGUCUCUUCGGGUGCUGACACUCCAUGGAAAUGAUAUUUCCAGUGUUCCCGAAGGUUCUUUCAAUGACCUGGUAUCACUGUCCCAUCUGGCUCUAGGUACCAACCCUUUGCACUGCGAUUGCAACCUCCGCUGGCUUUCCGAGUGGGUGAAGGCAGGGUACAAAGAGCCAGGGAUAGCCCGCUGCAGUGGGCCUGACGCCAUGGUGGACAGGCUGCUGCUCACAACACCGACCCACCACUUCCAGUGCAAAGAGCCAGUAGAUAUCAGUGUUGUGUCCAAGUGUAACCCCUGCCUCUCCAAUCCGUGUAAGAACAAUGGGACAUGCAACAAUGAUCCAGUGGAGUUUUAUCAAUGCACUUGCCCUUUUGGCUUCAAG
This is a messenger RNA of Pelecanus crispus (Dalmatian pelican), 1015 nucleotides long. NCBI's taxonomy places the organism in Eukaryota, Metazoa, Chordata, Aves, Pelecaniformes, Pelecanidae. The record is from RefSeq and is a predicted model, not a curated record.